Messenger RNA from Periophthalmus magnuspinnatus, 8044 nucleotides. RefSeq names its product trinucleotide repeat containing adaptor 6Ba (gene tnrc6ba). The transcript is spliced from 22 exons. The coding region runs from base 170 to 6235 and encodes 2021 amino acids. Gene Ontology annotation, biological process: miRNA-mediated post-transcriptional gene silencing; positive regulation of nuclear-transcribed mRNA poly(A) tail shortening. Gene Ontology annotation, cellular component: nucleoplasm; P-body. Lineage: Eukaryota; Metazoa; Chordata; Actinopteri; Gobiiformes; Gobiidae. The record is from RefSeq and is a predicted model, not a curated record. Gene Ontology annotation, molecular function: nucleic acid binding.
CUGACACUUGACUUUCGCUCAGGCUUCGCUGCUCUUGUAGCCUCGACGAAUGCCUCAAAAAGCUAUAUAAAUCGCACUGAAGCACUUUAGCUAAGCUAGCUAACACGCUAGCUCCUCUUCAUAUGUGAUUCUCGAGAAGAAAGGAAUAUUGGGACUGGAGCAGUAGUUCAUGGACGACAAGAAAAGGAAAAAAGACGACAAAAGGAAAAGGGAAGCCUCUCAGAAGGUUAUAGAACAAAAAAACAAAGUGCCAGACCUGACCAAGCCCACGUCUGCUCAGUCUCCUGCCGCUCAGAGCAGCUCUGCCUCGCCUAGCCCUGGACCCACCCCCUCUGCUUCACCUUCGCUGGGCACCCCGGGCUCUGGUAGUGCUGCCCCCUCACAGGGUGGCAACAAUGCCAAACGCCUGCUGGUGGCCAACGGACAGCCCGCCUCCACCUCCAGUUCUUCCUCCACCACAGGUGGCCCCAGUGCCACAGGAAACGGCACCUCGAGUAGCGGAGGUGGUGCCCAAACGCCUCAGCAACAACCACGCUACAUGCCGAGAGAAGUGCCGCCGCGAUUCCGCUGCCAGCAGGACCAUAAAGUGCUACUGAAGAGGGGUCAGCCGCCACUGUCCUCUAUGCUGCUGGGAGGUGGUGGAGGGGAUAGCCCUAAUGCAAACUUGGCUGUUUCAGAUUCUGGUGCAGCUGCCUCCUCAUUAGCUCUCACCUCAUCAUCAGUUGCUGCUUCUACUACUUCUUCUAAUUAUGCAAAUUCCAUGUGGGGAGUGAGCUCAGGCAGCCAGGCCUCCUCUCAGGGCAGGGAGAAGGUCAUUGUUGAUGGGAACGAUCUGGAGGAGUGGCCUAGCAUCGCAGGCAGUGAAGGAGGUGGUAGCGGUGGCAGCAACAACGGGACGUCUGUGAACAGCACUAGUGCCUCUGGCAAUCAGCCCUCACCCACUUCCUCUUUCUCUUUGCCCAAUGAAUGUAUGCAGUCGUCCAGUGGUGCGGCAUGGGGGACGGCUGCCUCCCAGGGUCAUCUUGGAGGAGGGAGCGCAGUUGCUGUGUCUGGGCCCUCCUCUCUUUCCAAAGCUUCCACUGUGCCAGGGAGCCACGACGCCAGUGGCCCCGCGGAGGGCAGUAGUGGAAUUCCAGGUGCCAAUUUAAAUCCAAAUGCCAACCCUUCAGCCUGGCCUGCCCUGGUGCAGCAGGACGGGCCUGCUGCUUCAGGAGAAGGAGGCCCGUCUUCCUUCCAUCACCAGGGCCCGGGGGGGCCCUUGUCUGCCAACAACUCUGCUUCUCUGGGCCUUGGAGCCGGGGCCCUCGGGAUGCUGGGGGGUCAGUCACCUUUAUCUGUGAAUCAAUCAAGCGCCCAUCAGCAUCAACUUCACCAAAUGCAAUCUAGAGACGGAAAGUGGGAUAGUGAAUCAGUGGGACCAAAUACAGCAGGAGGAGAAGGACCUGGUGGGGUCAUGGACCGCAGUGGCGUAGGAGGAGACCAUAGCCUUGUUUCUUCUUGGAGAGGCCAGCCUUCUUUUCCUGCAUCAAACUCCAAAACGGGUGCCUCAAGGACUGAUAGCUGGGACACUGGUGGUGGCACAGGGGUGUUCGUAGCUGCUGAAGGGGAUAAUGGAACCUCGGGUUGGGGUUACCCAGGUUCAACAAGUGGGGUUAAUGCCUGGGGGAAUGUUGGGGGAAACACGAGUCAGACCUCUGGGGUAUCUCAGGGAGGGUGGGGGUCAGACAGAGGAGCACCUAGUAGUGACUGGGGAGGGGGAGAGGUGAAGGGUGGAGCUGCCAGUAGCAACAGUGGAGUCGGUGCCGCUGGCAACCCACCCACCUCUGCUCCCUCAUCUCUGUCUGCAACAAUGAGCAGAGCUUGGGACAAUCAGAAGGGAGAGGGUGAAUCAGGGGAGUGGGUGGGGGGACAGGGUGCACAGGGGGGAUCUUCUUCCAGCGGUGGAAACUCCAGAGCUGGGAGUGCGCCUAACAGCAGUCAUAGUCGUUCUCGCCGACAGGCACCAAAUGCUGAAGCUGCCUUACAGAAUCUUCUCAAUCGUUCAGAUCUAGACCCCAGGGUCCUAUCAAACACAGGCUGGGGACAGACGCAAAUCAGACAAAACACAACCUGGGAUGUUGAAGAUCAUGGACAAAAUAAACUUGGAUCAAAGCCCUCCUUGUCUGGUGGUGGCUCUUCUCAGUUUCCUGGCUCCAGGUCGAUCAGUGAAUCUAUGGUUUCAUCUGCUGGUUCCUCUGGAGAGGGCUGGGAGAGCAGCAGCAACAGUAGCAGUAGUGGAGCCUCUAUCUCAGGGAGAGGCCCACCCACAUCAGGCCCCAGCAUAAGAAAUGUCAACAUGUCACAGUCUGGGCCAGUGUCUUCAUCAGGGCCUGGUGUAGGCCCUGGGGUCGUGUCAGGACCAACCCAGCAGGGAACCGCUACAGGCUGGGGCAGAGCAGGGACAGGGGAGAGCCAGGAAGCCAAAGGGUGGGGAAAUGAAGAGAGGAGAGAUGCCAGACCAGGAAAUGGAGGAGGUUGGGGUGAUCCUGGUCAGCAGGGUGAGCCGCUGGGGGGUGGCUGGGGAGAAGGUCAGGAGGAAAAAGGGACAGGUGGAUGGAAAGAACUGGGAGGGGAUGCACGUGGAAGUGGGUGGGGAUCUGGGCAAAAAGUGAGGACAGGUAGAGACUGGGGUGAGCAAGAGCGUAAAUCAAAUGGAGGUGGAUGGGAAGACGAGAGGAAAAAUGGGCCAGGAAACUCAGGUGGGGAUUCAGGUGUGGGUGGCUGGGGAAGUUGGGAUGAAAGUGGCCCCAGAAGAACCUGGGGUGCGGGUGGUACGGGGGGUGGGGGUAGUGCUGGAGGUGGGAUGGGGGUUAUUGGUUCCAAAUCUCACCAAGGUUGGGGUGGAGGAAACAAAAUGCAUCAAAUGCCAAACAGCCAGUCGGGUCCAGUCCCAGGCCCACAGGCACAACUGCAACAGCAACAAUCACAGCCCCGCAAUCAGCACCCACAGCAAACAUCAGACCAAGGGGUUAUGCAAGGGGCCAUGGGGCGCAAACCCAUGCCUCCAGCCCACAACCAAAGCUCAGGCUGGACUUCAGGUCCCAUUCCUACUGGUCCAGCAGGAAGUGGUCCUGAACCUAGUGGUUGGGAUGAACCAUCACCACAGUCUAUCAGUAGGAAGGGUGACAUUGAUGAUGGAACCUCAGCUUGGGGAGAUCCAACUAAUUACAAUUAUAAGCCGGUCAACCUCUGGGACAAGAACAAUCCUCCCAAUGGCCCACAGUCCCAAAGUCAGGGUCAGACUCCCCAUCAGCCGCAAGGACCAACAGGCCAGCAGCCGUCAAACAGACCGCCCCCCACACUUGGGGCCAACUUCAGUACUGCCCAUGGGCCAGGAAAAGCACCUGCUUUAGGUCCUUCAGGUUGGGGAAGUACUUCUCCUACUAGCCCAACAGUUGACAAUGGCACAGCAGCUUGGGGAAAGCCUACUGAUGCUCCCACUGGUUGGGGUGAUCCAGAUGAAGGAGGAAAGUCAACAGGAUGGGGCAGUCCCUCCCCUAACCCUAUUAAAUCUGGGUCAAAGUCUAUGCAAGAUGGCUGGGGAGACAAAGAGGGCUCUGUGGCAGCCUCACGUCACUCCAGCUGGGAGGAGGAAGAGGAAGGGGGCGGCCUGUGGAACAGUGCUGGCUCCCAGGGGAGUGGCUCCUCUUGGGGUCAGGGAAGUAAUGGAGGCUGGGGACAGACCCACACUGGGAAGAAGCCCAAUAAUAAAGGUCCAUUGAAAUCUGGAGACUCAUGGAUGGGCCCCCUCAAUAGACAGUUUUCAAAUAUUGGACUUUUGAAUGAUGAUCCUGGUGGUUCAACUAUGGAUUUGGGCACAAAUUCCCUGCAGGACAAAAAGAUGGAUGCUGAUAAAAGAGGCAUGGGAAUGAGUGAUUACAAUGGAGAUAUGAGAAAAGCAGGAAGAGGAGGAGUAGGAAUGGGUUACCGAUCGUCUGGCACCAAAGACUCUGCACCUGGUGAUGCUGGGUCCUUCUAUGAUAAGACCUUGCCUUUGACCAAUCAAGAUGGGUUUCCUGGGGAAGAGGGUUCUGUGAAUACAUCACCCACUUUCUACAAGCCCCAUUCCCUCUUCAACCACACAUUCCCUCUUAGACAAGGUAGCCAUGGUAUCUUUGGCAAUGUUGGCGGGAUCCCCCAAUCAAGGCACCAACCAAGUGUCCCACCCAUGAACCAGUCCCCAGGGAUCCGAGCACAAGUGCCUCAUCAGUUCCUGUCACCUCAGGUGCCAGGCUCCGUGCUGAAGCAGAUGCCCCCUCCCAGCGGGAGCGUGGGGGGUGUUGGUGCUGUGGGAGGAGUGGCAGGAGUUGGGGGAGGUGUGUUCCCUCCACAAUUGUCCCCACAGCACAUCGCCAUGCUCGGCAUCUACCCCCCUCACAUCCAGUUUCAGCUGGCCUGUCAGCUCCUCCUUCAGCAGCCACAACAGCAACAACAGCAACAGCAGCUUCUGCAGAACCAGAGGAAAUUCACACCCAAUGUGCGACAGCAGACAGAUCCUCAGCAGCUUGCCAGAAUUAUGGCUGUGCUUCAGCAGCAAAGACAGCAGCAGCAGGUGGGGGGACUGGGAGGAGGCUCCAAAUUGUCCCCCUCCCACCACACUGCAGGUGGAAUGGGUCCUAAGAUGCCUGGGGCUGAUCCCCUGUCUCACUCAGGCCUGGCUGCAUCUGUGGCUGACCUGCAACAGAAAACACAUGGGCCCUACUCUGGUUUUGGUUCUGGAGUGAACCUCUCAGGUCUGGACCUGGGCAGCUCUGUUAUUGGGGGGCCAGGGACCAUGAAGGACUUUGGGGGUCAGCAAUCACGCUUCAAAUGGAUGAUGGAAGGCCAGUCAUCACCAGACUCCUCUCAUGCUGAGAAUGCAUUCCAUAAAAAUGGCCCCGUCGCUCCCAUGAAAAUGCCAGGGGGCUCGCCCUAUUCACAAUACGACAUGAUGGUUGGAGAUGGCCUUGGUGAUAACUGGCACCGCACACCUGGGAAUAAAAUGGGAGCCAAGGCUACUACUGCACCCAGCUGGCCUCCAGAAUUCCAACCUGGUGUGCCCUGGAAAGGAAUAGAUCGCGUAGACCCUGAUACAGAUCCCUACAUAACGCCAGCGAUGAUGGGAAAUGCAGUGUCUCCAGGGCUCAAUGACAGCGAGCACCAGUUAUUAGACAACACUGAUUCCACUCCUCCCCUCAACACCUUGCUGCCUUCACCUGGUGCCUGGCCUUUCAGUGCCUCAGACAGCCCUCUCUCCAACGCACACAACUCGGCAAAGUACACUGACUUCAAGACCAGCUGGCCUCCAGAACCCAUCGGACACAAAUCGUGGAAAGCUAAUCGUGGGGGCAGCCAGAGCCAACUUUCCCGUCCUCCUCCGGGGCUGGCCAGUCAGAAGCAAUCUUCUCCCACCCCAUGGUCAGGUGGAGCCCCAAGAUUGGCUGGCAGGGCCUGGGGCAGUGGAUCAGGCACAGCCGGCACAACCUGGAGCGAUGGAAGCCCUCGAGAAAGUUGUUGGUUGGUGCUAAGCAAUCUCACCCCUCAGAUCGAUGGCUCGACCUUGAGGACCAUCUGCAUGCAGCACGGCCCUCUGUUGACUUUUCACCUCGGCCUGACCCAGGGAUCAGCCCUCAUACGCUACAGCUCCAAACAAGAAGCUGCUAAAGCCCAGAGUGCACUUCACAUGUGUGUUUUAGGAAACACAACCAUCUUGGCAGAGUUUGUGAGUGAGGAGGAUGUGGCUCGGUACAUCGCACAUUCCCAGGCAGGAGGAGCAGGAAGUGGAGGAACUCAGGCAGGUUCUGCCGGCUCUGGGCCUGCUGCUGCCCCUGCACUGGGGGCUAAUGGUAGUGCGGGUGAUAGAGCAGCAGGGGGCAGUGCGGGGGCAGUGGGGGUAGAAGCAGCUUCCACAGCAGGAGCUGGGCCCAACAGCUCAGGAUGGAGUUUGGACAGCACAGGCAGCUCAUCAGACCAGACCGCCACCCAUGGGCCCGGGCUGGGAGUCUUUGCCCAAUGGAGCAGCAACGGAGCCGGACAGGCUGGAGGUGUGGAGGCAGGGAGGCAAGCUCUAUGGGGGGGCAUGGGGGGCAUGAGUGGAGCAGGUUACCACAGCAACAGCCUCUGGGGCUCUCCUGCACUGGAGGAUCGCCAUCAGAUGGGCAGCCCCGCCUCCCUGCUGCCAGGGGACCUGCUGGGUGGAGGGGCUGACUCCAUCUGAGGGUUAUUAUAUUCAUGCUCAUUUUACACUCGUAUAAAACACAUUAGGCUCUGUAUUUAUGUACUCAGAGACUAUGUAGAACUAAGCUACACUGGUCACUCAACAAAAAGACCAUAUUACAGGUCACAUGCAGUACCUUUAUCUCCAUUUCUUUCAUUCUUUCAUGUUAACCCACUCAACUUUAAAUGAAGAUGACCGUAAAACUUGAACUGGAGGAGAAGGUGGAACUUAUUCAACUCUUUAAGACUCAUGAGGAGGACUGCUCUUUGGUUUUAUUCCAAGUCCCAUUUUAUGCAUUCAAAGAUCCAAUCACUCAGGCAUGCACUGUAGACAAGCUCAGCCAGAGUCGUACAUGUUAACAGGUUUAGCUAUUGCUGUUCUAAGUGUGCCACAAUCAUGAUCUUCUUUUUGUUUUGUAUUAGUAUUUAAAAGUUGAGUCUCAAAAAUCAGACUUGCGGACUGAGCCCCCAUAGACCCAGCUGUCGUACAGAGUUCUCUAAAAGAAAGAGAUCAGAGGCGACGCUACACUACUGAAACGAACGGACGAUUGAGAUUUGAAUCCAGAGACUUAAGUUGGUACUGAAAAAUCUGCCUUCUGUGGAAAUCUGCCAUCAGUGUGGGACCCAAGGUUGGAAACGGGAAUUGAAACAAAAAUCAACAUUAGCCAAACUUGCACUAAACGCCUCUGGGUCGUUGUAUGGUGACGCAUCCUCCACUUUUAACUGUCCAUUGUUUCCGAGACUGAGCUACAAAACAGCUACUAAAGCCCUUAACCGGACGACAUAAUGUUACAACAGCAGUGGCCUUGGCUUCAUCAUGGCCACCCCAGCAAACCUUUCAGCACCAACACUUUUUUCAUCAGUUACACACUGCUUAUAUUUGACAAGCGAAAUUGUAUUCUCUUUGAUGUAUGUCGGUUGUUUAGCUUUCGUUAUUUUAAAAGAGAGACAAAAAAAUAAUUGUGUGAAACUUUGUGAAAAUCCAAGAGAUGUCCUCCUUUUUUUCGCCCUUCAAAAAACACUGACCUCGCUAUUGUAUUUUUUUUUCUUACUCGAAUCACAUUAGUUAUUAUCUAUUGUCAGGAUGUCGAUGAUGAUGAUGAUGACGACUUAUUUACUCGCUGUACCAGGUGCCCUCCUGCCUGCCUAAGUGUGCAUGAAAGGACCGUUGUCAGUGUGACUGGACGGAGGACAAUGUCGAGAUGAAGAUAUCGAGUGUGUAUUAUUGCUACCAUGUUGAAUGUCCUUUUUUUUGUUUUUUUCUUGAUCUUGUCCACGAGAGAUUCAUGAUAAAAUUGUGGCGUGCUUCUGUGUGUGCUUGCCUUUUGAAUAUGUAUAGGCCACAGUCAGGGAAGUGAAAAAAACUGACAGGUUGUGUAAGGAAAGAGUGUAUGUGUAUGUGAGAGUAGACUGGACAUAUUGACAGCUUAAAAGUUCAAAAACAAUGGCACUAUUGCAUACGUCUUUUAAGUUUGUUUUUUUAGCAGCAUUUUGUUUCUGUUUGUAUUAUUUACUGUUAAAUGCAAUAAGAGAAUAUUUUGUUUUUAAGACGAAGCAACCAACUGAAGGCAUUUUCUGCUCAAAUGCCAAAUCCUACCAUACCAAGCUGAGCUGGAACAGUGUUUUACACACGUUAAAGACAUUACUGUUAUGUUUUACUGUUUGUUUUUGUUAUUAUGUAUCAAUUUAAAUUAAGUCAGUCUUUAUUAUCACUCCUGUUUAGGAUGUUUUCAUUUAUUUCAAAUGUUGCAAAGGAGAGGAAAUUAAUUUAAUGCAGAAAAAGAACAAGGUAAUAAAGGUUGAAUUGAAA